Molecule: messenger RNA, 5023 nt
Organism: Amphiprion ocellaris (clown anemonefish)
Lineage: Eukaryota; Metazoa; Chordata; Actinopteri; Pomacentridae
Product: phosphoribosyl pyrophosphate synthase-associated protein 1
Exons: 12
Coding region: 311-1471 (386 amino acids)
Biological process (GO): purine nucleotide biosynthetic process; 5-phosphoribose 1-diphosphate biosynthetic process
Cellular component (GO): ribose phosphate diphosphokinase complex; cytoplasm
Molecular function (GO): magnesium ion binding; ribose phosphate diphosphokinase activity
Source: RefSeq, a predicted model, not a curated record
GUAGUUGUCAGUGUGGACCAUUGUUAGGUUAUAGUGCUACCUGACGGCCAGGUACCAGUCGUUUGGCUGCCCAGAAUCGCACAAUUUUUUUUGCCACACGACAGUAAUUAAUAUUGAACUUGUAGCUAUGUUCUAGGUGAGGUUUUUGUCGCAUUUUGACUGUAAAUUUCGUGUGAAUUAGCUCCUCGGGUGGGCUACUGUGCGGUCAGCUAGCUAGCUAACGACAACGUCAUAAGAAGAAAAUCGCAACAAAACGUGUCUUUCGGCUGACACGACAGUAUUUGUGGAAUAAAACACGAAAAGUACUAGAAUGAAUGUGGCUAAAAGCGGUUACCGUGUCUUUUCCGCCAACUCUUCCGCAGCAUGCACAGAAUUGGCCAAGAAGAUAACGGAGCGGCUGGGAGUUGAACUGGGCAAAUCUGUGGUCUUUCAAGAAUCUAACAGUGAGACCAGAGUGGAUGUGAAAGAAUCUGUUCGUGGACAAACUAUUUUCAUUAUCCAGACCAUACCAAGAGAUGUCAACACGGCCAUUAUGGAGCUGCUGGUUAUGGCUUAUGCCCUCAAGACGUCUUGUGCAAAGAACAUCAUUGGCGUCAUCCCUUACUUCCCCUAUAGCAAGCAGUGCAAGAUGAGAAAGAGGGGCUCGAUAGUAUGCAAGCUGUUAGCGUCAAUGUUAGCUAAAGCAGGAUUAACACACAUCAUCACCAUGGACUUGCAUCAGAAGGAGAUCCAGGGCUUCUUCAGCUUUCCAGUGGAUAACUUGCGUGCCUCCCCUUUCUUGAUUCAGUACAUCCAAGAAGAGAUUCCUGAUUACAGAAAUGCCAUCAUUGUUGCAAAGUCCCCUGCUGCGGCUAAAAGGGCUCAGUCUUAUGCAGAACGGCUGCGUCUGGGUCUGGCUGUGAUUCAUGGCGAGGCUCAGUGUUCAGAGUCUGAUAUGGCUGAUGGGAGACACUCCCCACCAUGUGUACGCAACACCACAGGACACACAGGACUGGAGCUGCCUUCAGGCAAACAACAAGCUCCGUUCCCUGGCAUAGAGCUUCCAAUUAAAUAUCUGGACUCAUCUUGCCAAUCAACACAUGGUGCACCCAUAAUAAUGAUGGCCAAAGAGAAACCUCCGAUUACUGUUGUUGGAGAUGUGGGUGGCAGAAUUGCAAUUAUUGUGGAUGACAUUGUAGACGAUGUUGGAGACUUUGUUGCAGCUGCAGAGAUCCUGAAAGAGAGAGGAGCCUAUAAAAUUUAUAUUAUGGCCACACAUGGUUUACUUUCUGCUGAUGCUCCACGUCUCAUAGAGGAAUCAGCCAUUGAUGAGGUGGUGGUGACCAACACAGUGCCCCAUGAAGUACAGAAGCUGCAGUGUCCAAAAAUCAAGACGGUGGAUGUGAGCAUGAUAUUGGCUGAAGCUAUCCGCCGCAUCCACAACGGAGAGUCCAUGGCGUAUUUGUUCCGCAACAUCACUGUGGACGACUAGAGUGUCAAAAUAAGAGCUGAGGUGGGUGUCAGCGAUAGAGAGCUCCCUUCUGCCCAGUUCUGUCACAACCUACUACUGUCAUGUUAAAUGUAUUGUGGAUGUCAACAUUACAUGCAUCCUGAUUAAUUUAAAGAAAUUGAAGUCUAUAAAUCACCCAAAAUUAUUUAUCCUCUUACCAAAACUUGUUGAAAUGUAUGUCUUCAGAUGAGUCAGAAAAUGCAUGUGGUGGCUGAUUGAGAAAAGGGUUAUACCAUCACGCAAACAAGACUUAUUGCAGUUAUAUUCUUGAAGCCUCAAUUCUUUUCUUGUCUUGCAGCGGUCACUCUUUGUUUAACUUGAACAAAAGAAGCUUUGUAUUUAUAAAGUUAUUUUGUCAUACACUACAGUACCUCAUAUUUUGUGACUGAGCGUAUUCUGCAAAAAAAAACAAAAAACGAUAAAUGUCUCCAAUAAUUGGAAUUUGUGCUUUAGCAACCAUUUUUCCAACAGCCUUGCUGGCUCUGGUGAUCAGAGCUGCUCAGGCACUGUGAGUUCUUUGCAUUUAAUGAGGUGUGCUGCUUCUAUCCACGAAAGAAGGACUUCUCAGAAACUAUAUUUUUAUGCAGCUUUUUUGCACCAUUUGUAGGAAUGUUUGGUAAAAAUGUUCUGUGUGGCAGAAGAAGUUUAUCAUCAGAGUUAAAUAGGCUAUCUUUUAUAUAUUGUAUUUAUUAGUGAUCAGUUAAAAUAAGAUAUUUUUUCCUACAUACUUAUAGUAAUAUCUAGCCAAAAAGAUAGUUUCAGUUCAACAGUCUUAGGAAAUCUGCUUCAGAGAGAUUUACUAUUAUCUGGGUGCCACGUAGUUGAAUUAAAUUUGUGGUGUUCAAAGCAUUAAUAUCGUUUGAUUUUGGUUCACUCAGUGUUCAAAGCAGCAUCUGAGUAAUUUGGCCAUUAUUUAUGGCAAAACCAAGUAUUUAAACAUUCUACUGGCAUUGAUUUAGGGAUUCAAAUGUUACACCAUUUUCUUAACUGAUAAUUGAUAGCGUUAUCAGUCAAUAAUUGAUUAAUUGUGAAUGUGAACUAAAUUGAAUGGACUAAUUCCCAUAUGCUACAUGACUAUUUAAAAUACUUAACAUGUGACAUUUGCCGUUAAUGCAAUUUGGUUGCCUUAUCCCCUUGUUAUUAGAAUAGCUGACCCUGUAGGUUUCAGUGAGGCUUGAGAAUUUGAGCCCUGUCCGUAACCCAUUCAAUGUCACUGUAGUCUUUGUCAUGGUGGCCUAUUGCUGACUAAAUCCCCAUAGUGCUCUCACUAUUGAGAGGCUAAUGGACGAUACAUUUUCAGACGUGCGUCUCCUUCAUCCUCUGUUGUAUCGAUUAACUUUUUUGUAAUAGGUUAAAUUAUUAAUGGAAAUUACCCAAUUAGCCUGUAAUCUGUAACAUCUCUGCAUUGAUUUUACAUAAUUUUUUCUUCCAAUGAAAAUACCCUCUUACUACCUACAGUUCAAAAACACUAGCUCACCUGUGAUUCUGUUAAAACACUCUAAAACUACACUAAACUACACGUUUGCACAUUGCAAUGUUAGAGCGCUUCAACCAUAAAUGUCCAAACGGGAAAAGGAGACCCGCAAGUUGAUGGGAUUGGUUCCUUGGGUUUGUUACGUAAAAAAUUCUGAAAGUCUCAAUCCGUGUUUUUGAGACCAUGAUCAGCUGCAGCUUUCUUUUGAAAAUGCUAAACCAUGCUGUCGACUGCUGAUUUUACUCAGGGUGUAUUUUGUAACACAUAAAAAACACCAUUUGGACAUGCUAACAAGGUCAAAAACUUAAAUUUAAGCAGACGUAGACUGAAGAUUUGGACACCACAAAUAUAAUUCUCUUCGCUUCCACUGUGUUGCACUGCUAGCAGAAGGCUAACCGUGAAUGGCUACAUUCUAUAAGUGGGGAAAUGCUGUAAGUUUGUGUCAUUGGGUGACAUGACCGUUUAAUAUACUGUAUCACUUUAACCAGCUGAUGCUAACUGUUGUCUGACAGUGCCAACAUAUCACAUAUGAAUGACAUACUUAGUGACAGGGAAGUCCAUUUGGAUUUCUACGUUUUUCCCUAAGAUUCUGCAUUAUUACCAACUGCUACUGCAGUGUUGUCGCAGUUAAAUGCUGUUAUCCAGUAAUAAAAGUGUGGAAGGAUUUGAAAAGUCUUCUGGUCUGGUGUGUUGCUGGUUUGCUACUAACUGCUUUAUAGAACUUACGAUGAUUUUUUUUUUUUAAGCAGUGUAAUCAAUUUUUUUCCCUGGACAAAUUGAUUCUCAAUAUUUGAAAAAGUUUAAAAAGUAGUUAUCUGUGGUUUUGUAGUGAACAAACUUGGCUGCAUAGCAUCAUCAGAAGGUGGUGUUACAAGCUAUGUUACGCGUAGGUGGAAUAAACAGCAAAAAACACUUUAGCCACAAGUUGUAAUGUAAUUAUUUUUUUGUCAUGUUUGGUUUCCCUUUAAAUGCAUUAAUUCUUUUUUGAAAAAAAAAAAGACCAUUUUAAGUGAGUAAAAAUCAUUUUUUGAUGAAAUUGGGAACGUUUUCCUACAUUUUGCCGUUUCCAUUCCUUUUUUUAGAUGCGAUACUUCAAAAUGUGCGUUAAAAAUACAGCAUGGAAACACGGUUAUUGUUGUGGCAGCUUUUCUUCAUAGUGUUGAGAAUUGUAAAGGAUGAGUUGAUGUAUUUCAAGGUUCUGUAUCAAAUUUAGAAACUUCUGUAUCACAACGACACUACUUGGAAGCGGCGCAAAUUAUUGUUAAAAUUCUUUAAAUGCAAGCAACAGCUAUGUCCUUUUACUUUGUUGAUUUUUGUUUCUUUCUUUUUUGGAUUCUUAUUUGGAACAGUAUUUCUCAUAAAGGCAGUGCCUUAAAGCAACCAACUUUGAUUAUUAUCCCAAAAUAUACCAGAUCAGUAGACUUUGAAUUGGUCCAUGCUUGCAGCUGCAUGACCACUUUGGCAAAAUCCACUAUGAUGGUUUAUAUAAUUAGUUUUUUUGUUUAUGCUAUUUAUGGUAAAUUGGCAAAAAAAAAAAAAAGGUGGAAACAGCAGGAGGAUGUUGAUGUUGUCUGUGGCGUUUCCCUAUAAGACUUCUUGCCAUCUUUUUUUGUGCCCUCUGGGUGAAUUUCAGAGUGAUGCUAAUGUGGAAAUUAGUGGAUUCUAUGCUGAUUGAGCCUUUUGCUCAGGGAAAAUAUACUUUAUAAGCCAAUGCACAAUUCUUUUCUUUUGUGUUGCACAUGCAAAAAAAAAAAAGUUUGUUGAGAAUGUCUUCCAUGCAGCAAUACUGUACAUCUUAACCACUUGUUGAGUUUUGUGAUAGAUGCUGGAUAUUUCCUGAUUUGCUAGUAGAUGAAUAUUUGAAAGACAAACACGUUGGUGUCGUGCUGACACAAAGUUGGAUAAAUGCCGUUGCUAUGUCUGCUCAGAUUGCAUCUGUCGUUGGCCUGUUUCAUGAUGUCUUCCCUGUACUUGCUGUUCUUAUGACUCCUUCCCCGCACCCUUCUGUCUCACUCUGUGGUAUUUGUCAAUGUGUAUGAAAAUAAAACGGUUGCCUCUCA